AUGAGGUGUACUAUUGAGGCUUAUAUAACUUAUACUAAAGAAAAAGAGCUUAAAUUUAUUUUAUACUAUACUUAUUUCUUAAAUCCUAUAUUUAAAAACCUUAUUAACCUUUAA
Fusarium pseudograminearum CS3096 is the source of this 114-nucleotide messenger RNA. RefSeq lists its product as uncharacterized. NCBI's taxonomy places the organism in Eukaryota, Fungi, Ascomycota, Sordariomycetes, Hypocreales, Nectriaceae. Bases 1 to 114 code for a protein of 37 amino acids. The transcript is spliced from 9 exons. The record is from RefSeq and is a predicted model, not a curated record.